Mugil cephalus (flathead mullet) is the source of this 3393-nucleotide messenger RNA. RefSeq names its product protein tyrosine phosphatase non-receptor type 22 (gene ptpn22). The record is from RefSeq and is a predicted model, not a curated record. Gene Ontology annotation, cellular component: cytoplasm; nucleus. Gene Ontology annotation, molecular function: non-membrane spanning protein tyrosine phosphatase activity. NCBI's taxonomy places the organism in Eukaryota, Metazoa, Chordata, Actinopteri, Mugiliformes, Mugilidae. Gene Ontology annotation, biological process: peptidyl-tyrosine dephosphorylation. The coding region runs from base 269 to 2701 and encodes 810 amino acids. The transcript is spliced from 26 exons.
AGACCCAGGGGGCGCGGCAGUAUUUUUAAUCUGACCACAGAACCUGUCAGCUUACUCUUGCUUCCUCUAAGACAGUUCAUAUAUUUCCUCACAAUAGUUCCUUGAUGUGAGAGUUGCAAUAGAGAAGUGCUCUGUGUAGCAGCGUCAGAAGUGCCACAGCCCGGAAACCUAAGGCUUGACAACCCCACUCCAUGACCGGUGGACAAGGACCUUUGUGUCCUGACAUGCCUGUUAAAGGUGCCCCAUCCCAGGCAGUGUACAGCCAGCCAUGGAGCAGCAGGCCUGGAUACUGAGGAGCUUCCUGGACCAGCAGGAGAGGCUGGAGGCUGUGGACCAAGAGGCAACGAAUGCCAUCGCUGGGGAGUUUGGGAGGUUGAAAAGUCAGUCCAUAAAGUACCGCACUGACAAGACCUACACCACCAAGGCAGCGGAAAAGCAGGAAAACAUCAAGAAGAACCGAUACAAGGACAUCGUCCCCUUUGACCACAGCAGAGUAAAGCUCAGUCUCGCCACCUCUAAAAACAGCACAGAUUAUAUCAAUGCCAAUUUCAUCAAGGGAGUGACGGGUUCCAGGGCCUACAUUGCCACUCAGGGUCCCCUACCUCACACAGUGCUGGACUUCUUGAGGAUGAUUUGGGAAUAUAACAUAGAGGUCGUUGUGAUGGCCUGUCGAGAAUUUGAGAUGGGAAAGAAAAAAUGUGAGGUCUACUGGCCACAAAACCAAGAGGAGACAUUCGUCUGUGAGCCUUUUACAGUUUACUGUGAUUCUGAGGAAAGCAAAGGAGACUAUUUGACAAGGACGUUAAGGAUGACUUACCGCAACUGUAGCCGAACUUUGAAACAGUUGCACUAUGUCAACUGGCCAGAUCACGGUGUACCAGACACCAUUCCUCCCAUUCUGGACAUGUUGCAUGAAAUGCGCUCCUAUCAGGACCAUGAUGACAUCCCUAUCUGCAUCCACUGCAGUGCUGGCUGUGGUAGAACGGGAGCCCUGUGUGCCAUUGAUUAUACCUGGAACCUCCUUAGGAGACAGAUGAUCACUUCAGAUUUCAGAAUCUACGAUUUAGUUCAAAACAUGAGAACUCAGAGGCCGUCGGUGGUUCAAACGAAGGAACAAUAUGAGCUGGUCUACAGAACCAUCAAGUUCCUGUUUCAGAGAUAUUUGCAGACCAUGGAUACGCAGACCUGCCAAAAUGAGGUGGUCCCAUCUGCUCUCAAUGAAAGUGAAUUCUCAUACCUGACCGAGGACUAUGACUUGAUGCAACAAUUCCAGCACCUGCUUGAAGAGGAGAGGCAGGCGUUACCUCAGUACUACACUGCCCUGCCUUCUGCUCCGAACGCGAGUCUUAUUGACUUGAGGGCUGAGGCCAUGCAGUGGGACCAACAGCAGUGGCAGCUAAUCCAGACCCUACCCGAGGCCACCAGAGCCCCUGCAGUAGAGGAGAAGAUACAGGAGAGCAAGGACGUGCCAUCAGCGAGCCUUCCACCCUCGUCCGGUGUGGCAGCGGCCGUUUGCAUGAUGGUGGAGGACCCCUACUUUGACACUCCUAUCAGCUCCCCUUCUUCAGGGGCGGCAUCCGUGGACCACGUUGAAGAGAGCGACGCCUGGACAUUUAGCCCAAUCUUCACUGCGCCCACAUUGUGUCUGAAUGACCUGGUUCUGGAACCUGCCUCAGAUGCUGUUGCAGUAGGUGGCGAUGAAGACGCGCCUCCGCCACUGCCUGAACGAACCCCUGAAUCCUACGUGCUGGAUGUGAAUGCAGCGCUCUCGGAUCCAAAUGAAAGGCUUAUCAUUCCACCCAAUGCUGCAGCUGAGCCUGUCAGGGAGUUGGGAGGCAGCCCCCCCUCACCUGUCCCCCCACUCCCCGAGAGAACCCCGGAGUCAUAUGAGUUGGCUGUCGAUGAAGCUGCUGUGGAGCAGAGGUCAAACGUCACGCCAUCCGUGAGACAGCACAAAAUAGGGAUGUCUUCCGAAUGGUCUGGAAACUCACUAGUGGCUGCCAACCCACUUCCGAAUGGAUCAAAGGACUUUGUGAGGAGUAAGAGUCUGAAAGUAAAAAUGACCUUCACAGCUGCAGCCCCAGACACACAUCUUGAUCUCGCAUCAAAUGCGACUCCAGACCUCCGCCCCUACUGUCCACCUCUGGACCCACAUCCUCCUCAAAUUGAGGACAGCCUGGAGCCUCCCCUUCCAGACAGAACCCCCGAGUCUUUCAUCAUCCCCACAGAGGAAACAACAACAAGAAACCUCUCGGCGAGGGUGGGCAUGUCGUCCGAGUGGGACGGCACUGCCCAGCCCAAGACGUUCCUCGAUGGCGUCAUGAACAGGAGCAAGAGUGUUCGAGCUAAAAGCACAAGACAAGAGCCCCUCACUGCACUUCAGCCGCACGCUCCGCCCCCUGUGGUUGUAGCUGGAGGAGGAAGUGUGGAACGGCUCGACGUGAACCACAGAGCCCCUCUGAACGCUGACAAAUCAGGAAACAAAUUAGACAAAAGCACAGAGAAGUCCAUGUCUAGAACAAAGAGUCUUAAGUUUUUUAAACACAAACAAAAGCCUAAAACCCCCCCUCCACCGCCUCCUACUCAACCUGGAGCACCAGCUCCGUCACACAGCGCCUUAUCUUCAAUGUUCAAAUUCGGAUUUGGGCAGCGUUUUGCAAAGCCAAAAGGCCCCAGGAGUUAUCCAGAGACCUGGGUCUGAGGCCGCUUUCUCUAUACACGUAAAAGAGGAGCUUUUCUUCUAAUGCUGGCCAAUAUGAUACAUUGCAUUGCAAAAAAGACUUGGAGUUUUUUUUUUUUUUUUUUUUACACAAGUUUUUCCAGCAGAAGAUUGUCCACGGCAAUAAAGGUCGCUGCUUUUGUCUUGGGGCCGACUGACAAUCCAAGGAGCGUCAGGAGGCGUGCAGUAGCACCACCAAGAGGACAAACAGGAAGUGCCUUGUAACCUGCUCUGGUCUGUUCAAGCAGGUCACACUGUGGAUUUUAAUCGCUGAACAGUCCCUCAUUGAACACCAGGGCGCAACCACUCGAGCGUUGAAAAAUUCAGCGGCUCAAAUCAGCCUGGAGAAUAAUUUGUUUGCAGAAGUUAGCAGUCUACAGCGAGACACUUCUUGUUUUAAUGCUCGAAGCGAUGCUGUUAAACUCGGCGCACGGGGAAUUUAUUUAGAUAUGCACUGUGUGUGCCUUUGAUGCUUGAAAUAAGAAAAUCAGGUAUAGCAUUUUAUCUCGGUCCCUCCGGGUUGUUCUUUCUGUUAAAAAAAAAAAUUAUUUAGUGUUCCUUGCAGGUCACACCCUGGAAUGUAAUGCAUAUUGAUUAUGCAUGUGAGUUGUGGUUAAAUGGUAUUACAUACACUGGUAACAUACAAAAUUAUUUAUUAAAAAAUAUCAAAAGUC